AGAUUGGAUGAUAUCCAGUAACGUAAAUCCAUCUUUUAGUUUUAACACGGGAUCAAAAAAUUAUUAUACAAUCGAUGCUUUGCGUGAAUCUAAUAGCCUACAAAAAUAUUCGGAAGCAUCGUAUAAUGAUAACUCAGGUUAUGCAGCACCUUCUUAUUUUAAUGCAAGAAAACCUAAAAAACAUCUACGUCGAUAUAUGAAAUAUGUACCAGAGAGAAAGGAAUUUCUUUCUAUGUACUCUAAAAACGGUACUUCUCCACGAAGAAUUGACGAUCCUAGACAUGCGGGAACCUAUUUAACUAUGCCCACUUCCUAUGAAAAAAUAUCACAACCUUUUCAUUCUUCCUGGCAGGCCAAUACCAUAGAUGAAAAAGAUAUUCCGCUUGUUGAACAUGCACUGGAAGAUAUACACAAUAAAGCGAAACAUUAUUUUGCUUUAUAUGAAGCUGAACGGAAACGUAGAAAAAAAUUAGAAGAGACUGCUUAUUUUUUCGAAUCUGGAAAUCAAAGGUUAUGGGAGACACUUCAAAAAGAAACCGAGAAAGCACAUAUUCUUAUACAAACAUUAGAAUCUCUAAAAGGAGAUCCCUAUACAUUAAAAACUAUUAUUCAGCGCAUAGAUUUAAUAUAUAUACAACUCGAUACACUUGUCCAAUCUCUAGCUGGCUUAGCUUGUUUUAUGGCUUAUAAAGAGCAAUCCAAAGUUGAAGCUGUUAAUACAGUGUUAGAUUAUUUGUUUCCUUGUAAAACUUUAGAUCCACGGCUAAAUGCUCUCUAUGGAACAACGUAUUACUAUAAGCAAAGUCUUUCUGCCGAUCCUGACGUAGUAAAUGAACGGCAAGCAAUAGAAGUAAAAGAAAAUGCGCCGAAGUUUGGAAAAAACAUAGAACCCUCAAAUGAUGUUACUAGCCUAGGUUACAAAGACACUACGGGAACAAAGGCUUCAAAUGCUUCACAGUCAAACGUACCAUUGGAAGGUUUACAGAUGCAUAUACACUCCAUAUCACUCCUUUCACUCAAGGAAUCUAGCAACAUUUCUUGCUACUUUCGAUACGACAAUGAAUUACCGCAAAACGUUAAAAAUGAAGACGAUCGUUUUCUAUUCACAUCUACUAUAAAAAAUAAAGCUAAUAUAGAUAAGAAUUGUACUCUAAAGUCGGUUCCUCCAAAGGUGGCAGGAAAAAUUCCUUCUUACUGUAUAGAUAUCUGGCAUAAAUCUAAUAAUGUACUCUAUGGAACUGCAACCUGUAAUGUAUUUGAUCCAAGCACCCUCUCUAAAGAUUCAACAUGGACGAUCAAAGACUUAUCAAGCCAAUCAAUAGGUUUCAUUACAGUUACAAUUUUACCAGUUCCCUUAGAGGCGAUGCUUCCUGCAUUGCGUUACCAAUUGUACAAACAAGCUACUGCUAAAAAAGCAGAGGCGUUAAAUAAGGAUAACAAAUCGGAACACGUUCGGUUCCAAAACCCUAGUAAUCAUAAAUCAAACAAAGUGACGUUAGGCAGCAAAGUGUCAAUGUCAGAGACUUCGAAAAAACAAACUUUAGUGAAAAAAAAACAAAUAUCAGGGCCUGAACCCGCUCUAUUAACGGUACCACUACCGUCAAGUAAAACGAGUGCAGUAACGGAGAGUUCUACAAAAUCCUUAUCAAAAAUCAAGCCGGAUAUUAGCGGCCAUCAUAACACAGAAGAUGAAACCAGCAAUAAUAAUGCACUUAAAACAAAUUUAUUAGGAAAGAAGAACGCGGUAGAUGUGGUUUCAAUUACUACUCUUAAGACAAAGAAAAAGGUGCCUGGUUUAAACCCACUUCGUAGCAUUAAAGGUGUAUACACCAAAUUCAUAGAAAAUAAGCUUAGCUCAUAUAAUACUAGCAUAUUUAUGUUUUCAGAAUUCAAACAGUCCACUUCGCGUAACAUUCAAGAGACGGUAGAACAUAAAAGUAAACCGAUGGAAAAAAAUGAUACAAAUGAAAAAAUGUCUCAAAUAAAAAAAGAAAACUCUCAUGAGAUUGUUGUGACGAAACCCACCUCUCUUGAUUCAGAAACACCUGCUCCUUCAAAUUUAAAGCAGCCAGUUGUUCUAAAGUCAAUCAAGUCACCUUCUAUAUUCACAGAAAAAACAAAUACUAUGAACUCAAAGAAGCCAAGUAUCUUGCAAUUGAAAAAAACAGCAUCCUUCAAUUUAGAGAAACCGGAUUUACUAGAGUUAAAAACGUUGACUUUUUCAAAAUCUGAAAAACCGGCGCCGUCAGAGUUGAAGAAGCCUAAUUUCUUAGAUUUAAAGAAACCAAAUUUUUCAGAGUUAAAGAAACCUGGUUUAUUAGAGUUAAAAAAACCUGGUUUAUUAGAGUUAAAAAAACCAGGUUUAUUAGAGUUAAAAAAACCUGCUUUGUUAGAGUUAAAGAAACCUGGUUUAUUAGAGUUAAAAAAACCUGGUUUAUUAGAGUCAAAAAAACCUGGUUUGUUAGAGUUAAAGAAACCUGGUUUAUUAGAGUUAAAAAAACCUGGUUUGUUAGAGUUGAAGAAGCCUGCUCAGUUGGAUUUGAAGAAGCCUGCUCAAUUGGAUUUGAAGAAGCCUGCUCAAUUGGAUUUGAAGAAGCCUGUUCAAUUGGAUUUGAAGAAGCCUGCUCAAUUGGAUUUGAAGAAGCCUGCUCAAUUGGAUUUGAAAAAGCCUGCUCAAUUGGAUUUGAAGAAGUUUGUUCAAUUGGAUUUGAAGAAGCCUGCUCAAUUGGAUUUGAAGAAGUUUGUUCAAUUGGAUUUGAAGAAGCCUGCUCAAUUGGAUUUGAAGAAGUUUGUUCAAUUGGAUUUGAAGAAGCCUGCUCAAUUGGAUUUGAAAAAGCCUGUUCAAUUGGAUUUGAAGAAGCCUGCUCAAUUGGAUUUGAAAAAGCCUGUUCAAUUGGAUUUGAAGAAGCCUGUUCAAUUGGAUUUGAAGAAGCCUGUUCAAUUGGAUUUGAAGAAGCCUGCUCAAUUGGAUAUAGAGAUACCUAGUCCGCUGGCUUUAAACAACAAUAGUAAUUUAGAUUUAGAAAACCGGCAUCAAUUAGAUGUCGAAAAACCAAGAAGUGGGGAUAUGAAGCAGUAUUCAAAUAUGAAAAUAACUCAGUCUAAAAUUACAACCAACGGCAACACUAAACAGGAAUACAUGAGUAAAGACAAAGGCUCAGUCUCCUUUAAAGGUACAAUUGUUAAAUUCACAAAUAUCAAAAGUAAUGGAACAGAUAACGUAAAAUUGCAAAACACGAAACCUUUUACAAAAAAUGGAAAUAUUAGCAAGAAAAAUCAAACUUUCGAAAGUAGUGUUGAAAAAAAAGCCAACGUAGGUAAGAGAGAAUUAAAAAAUAGAAUUAAGAACAGUUCAAGAGAUUUGCCGGAAAUCGAAUCAAAGAAAAAAAAUCGCUAUCUACAGAAAUUGACGAAUAAAGGCGAAACGAAGGAUUCAAAAAUUAAUACAGAAGAGAACGAGCAAAAAAAAAGUAAAAUUAAAGCUUUGUUUUUACCGCAAAAAAAAUCUAUUAAUUAUGAAUCGAAAAAACAUUCAAAGCGUAAUAUUUCGUUCAAAACAUUAGAAGACACACCUACCAAAAAGGGUAGAAAAAAAGAAUCUAUGAGUAAUCUCGUGAAAAAUUUAAGAAAGAAGCAUCCUUCGCACAAUACACUUGAGGUUGACGAAAGCGACAACAAAAUAAAAGAGUUGUCUGGUGAAACAAAUAAGGGUCGAUUUCGCAUUUUCAAAAAAAUAACGAAACGGUUAUUCAACACUAGCAAUAGAGGUUAAUUAAAAAAAAGAUAGGUGGCUGCGGCGGUUUUAAAAAAGAAAAUGUGGAAACUAAAAUAUAGGGCAGAAAUUUUGACAACAUCUAACAAAAGCAACAAAUGAAAAGUCGAUAUUUAAAAGGUUAUGUGUCAACAUGGACAAAUGAUUUACCAUUAUUU
This is a messenger RNA of Hylaeus volcanicus, 3930 nucleotides long. RefSeq lists its product as uncharacterized. The transcript is spliced from 30 exons. The record is from RefSeq and is a predicted model, not a curated record. Lineage: Eukaryota; Metazoa; Arthropoda; Insecta; Hymenoptera; Colletidae. Bases 8 to 3772 code for a protein of 1254 amino acids.